Molecule: messenger RNA, 597 nt
Organism: Zingiber officinale
Lineage: Eukaryota; Viridiplantae; Streptophyta; Magnoliopsida; Zingiberales; Zingiberaceae
Product: ras-related protein Rab7-like
Exons: 5
Coding region: 1-594 (197 amino acids)
Cellular component (GO): vacuolar membrane
Molecular function (GO): GTPase activity; GTP binding
Source: RefSeq, a predicted model, not a curated record
AUGGCAGUGAUGAUGUCGACUAGGCAAAGAAACUUGAUCGACACAAGAGGAAAAAUGGCACAAGGGGUGCAGCGCUACUUUGCUGAGGACAAGCGGCCGGCGGUGUGCGUCUCGAGAGAAAUGAUGAAGAGAAAGAUGGCCGGCGUCAGUGGGCAGAGAUCAGACUUCCGGCGAGCCCCUGUUGGCCGUGAUCCAGAGAGGGAGACCGGAAAUGCCCACCGCUCGUCGCGGAUUUUGGUUGCCUCACCCUCAGCUCUUGUUAUUUCAGCGUCGAGAACUCGUUCAUCGAGUGUUGGAAAGACGUCGCUGAUGAACCAAUAUGUGCACAAAAAGUUCACGCAACAGUAUAAGGUCACCAUUGGCGCUGAUUUUGUCACCAAGGAAAUUCUAGUUGAUGACAGACUCGUUACCUUGCAGAUUUGGGAUACUGCAGGACAAGAAAGAUUCCAGAGUUUUGGUGUUGCAUUCUACAGAGGAGUUGACUGCUGCGUCUUGGUCUAUGAUGUUAAUGUCCGAAGAUCAUUUGACACUCUUGAUAAUUGGCAUGAUGAAUUUCUUAAUCAGGUCCAUAGUAUUAUCUCUUUGGCUUUCUAGCCU